Agrilus planipennis (emerald ash borer) is the source of this 1736-nucleotide messenger RNA. RefSeq lists its product as uncharacterized. Gene Ontology annotation, biological process: transmembrane transport. Gene Ontology annotation, molecular function: transmembrane transporter activity. The record is from RefSeq and is a predicted model, not a curated record. NCBI's taxonomy places the organism in Eukaryota, Metazoa, Arthropoda, Insecta, Coleoptera, Buprestidae. Bases 132 to 1652 code for a protein of 506 amino acids. The transcript has 6 exons. Gene Ontology annotation, cellular component: membrane.
UUAGGUACCUAACUGUUUUAUUUAAACAAGAUAAAGUAAAGUGUCUUGGACUCGAAAAGAAAUUUCAUUAAGGUUCGAGUAAUGUCUUUGGUCUCAUCUGUUAAAGUUAUUACUUUACGUGUGUUUUUAUAAUGGAGAAAGCUCUUAGCAUACAGUCUGGACUGGACUUUGUCAUAGGACAAGAAAUUCAGAAUGACGAAAAACGUGGCCCAGAAAAAUCUCUUACGGAAAAAUUAUCCAUAAUUUUCAAGAACAUCUCGGUGGAACCGGUUUUCUUUUUAUACCAACUUCCCAGUGUAAUGGCAGCUCUGUCCAUUCAAAAUCUCAACUUGGAAAAGGCAUGCAGAGUGAACCUUCAGAUGAACACGGAAACAUGCGACGCCUUGACAAUGAGAAAUGCUUCCGGUUACAAUGCAACCGAAGAAAUACAAGUUCAAAAACUUGUUGCGUCUAUGAAUGCUUGGAAAAACAUAAUACAAAGUUUACUUCCGUUAACAAUGCUUCUACUUCUUGGUUCUUACAGUGACAGGCACAAGAAACGAAAGUUGUGUAUACAAUUGCCAAUAAUUGGAGAAAUGUGUGCGACACUCAGUUUCAUUGCUUGUACUUAUUUCUUCUACGAACUUCCCAUGGAAUGUAAUGCAAUCGCAGAUUCGGUGCCACCGGCUCUUUUUGGAGGAUGGUUUACAUUUUAUAUGGGAGUUUACAGUUACAUAAGCGUCAUGUCGACCUUAGAAACUAGAACUUUACGAAUCGGGGCAACAAAUAUCGCUGAUAAAGUCAGUUUCACAAUUGGUAUAGCUUUAAGUGGUGUUCUGUACAGAAUUCUGGGAUUUUAUGGUGUUUUUGGGUUGGCUAUAAUUCUUUAUAUAAUAGGGAUAACAUACACCAUAUUCUGUUUAAAAGAAGUCCCUAGAGAUGACGUUCCUAAGAGGCAAGAACAUUUCUUAAAGGAUUUCUUCAAUUUUAAACACAUUAUGGGAACAAUAAGGGUAGCGUUCAAAAAGGGAGACAGGAAUAGAAAGAAACGCGUUUUGGGAAUAAUGGUGCUUGUUAUGGUCAUUAUAGGACCAGUGCAUGGGGAAAUAAGUGUGUCUUAUUUAUUCGUAAGGUACAAAUUUGGUUGGAACGAAGUUGACUACAGCCUUUUUCACACGUUCAUAGUCGUAAUGCAUAUGAUUGGAACCUUUUUCAGUUUAGCAUUUUUCUCUAGAUUUUUGAAACUCGACGAUACAGUUCUGGGUAUGAUCUCAAAUUUUUCAAAAUUUCUAGCAUGUUUUGUUUUUGCUUUUGCUCCCAAUUCAAAAAUAUUUUAUUUAGGUGCCGUUGUCGAAAUGUUGAACGGAACUUCGUUUAUUGCCAUGAGAUCUAUAAUUUCAAAAUUGGUACCUCCAGAUGAACUAGGUAAAAUUAAUUCUUUAUUUGGAGUGUGUGAAGCACUUAUGCCUUUAAUUUAUGGACCAAUGUACAGUUUAACAUAUAAAAUGACUAUAAACUGGUUACCAGGAUUUUUUUAUAUAUUAGGAGGAGUAUUAACACUGCCGUCUGUUUUUAUUUUCUUGUGGCUCUACACUGAACAUAAAAGGGACGAAAGGGAACUGUUAGAAAGAAAAGAAAUUGAGGAGAAGAAACCAUUUACGCAAGCAACGUGAGAUUAAGAUUAAUGAUUACCUAAUUGUAAUUUUAUGUUCACAAAAAUGUUAAAUUUAAUUCAAAUGAAAAUUUUCUUAUUCUAA